Molecule: messenger RNA, 951 nt
Organism: Sorex fumeus (smoky shrew)
Lineage: Eukaryota; Metazoa; Chordata; Mammalia; Eulipotyphla; Soricidae
Product: olfactory receptor 51H1-like
Exons: 1
Coding region: 1-951 (316 amino acids)
Biological process (GO): G protein-coupled receptor signaling pathway
Cellular component (GO): membrane
Molecular function (GO): olfactory receptor activity; G protein-coupled receptor activity
Source: RefSeq, a predicted model, not a curated record
AUGUCACCAGUCAACCAGACAUCUCAUAAUCACCAGACCUUCACCCUGACUGGGCUACCAGGAAUGCCAGAAAGAGACUUCUUAAUGGCCUUGCCCCUCUUUCUUCUUUAUGGUACCACAUUACUUGGCAAUCUCAUUAUCCUGGUCAUCAUCAAAAUUGAGGAAAGUCUUCAUGAGCCCAUGUAUUAUUUUCUAGCCAUGCUAGCUGCCACUGACCUCAGUCUUUCACUGUCUUCCAUGCCCACCAUGAUCAGUGUUCACUGGUUCAACUGGCGCUCAAUAACUUUUGAUGCUUGCAUCACUCAGAUGUUCUUCAUCCAUACCUUUGGGGGAGUUGAAUCGGGUGUUCUGGUGGCUAUGGCCUUUGAUCGUUUUGUAGCUAUUCGCUUCCCUUUGCGCUAUGCUACUAUUCUCACACAUGAUGUUAUCGGUAAGAUUGGAGCAGUGGUCCUGCUUCGAAGUGUGAGCGCUGUGCUCCCUGUGCCUUUUCUCAUCAAAAGACUACCUUUCUGCCACUCCAAUGUCCUCUCCCAUGCAUACUGCCUCCAUCAGGAUGCUAUGAGGCUUGCCUGUGCUGACACCCGCAUCAACAGCAUCUAUGGCCUGUUGGCUGUUAUCUUCAUCAUUGUAUUAGAUGCCUUAAUCCUUUUGAUAUCUUACAUUCUAAUCCUCCAAGCUGUAUUGGGGAUUGCUUCCCGGGAAGAGAAACUCAAAGCUCUCAACACCUGCCUCUCUCAUAUCUGUGCAGUGUUGCUGUUCUAUGUGCCUCUCAUAGGCAUGACUCUGAUUCACCGCUUUGGGAAACAUUUAUCUCCAGUUGUGCACUCACUUAUGGCCAAUGUCUACUUGCUAUUGCCUCCUGUUCUUAAUCCAAUUGUGUAUAGUGUUAGGACUAAGCAGAUUCGAAAGAGAAUUGUCCGAAUGUUCUGUCGGGGUAAGAUUGGUCCUUAG